GGAAACAUACCAUUUUUGGAAGAGUUUGUCGGGGAAUGGAAAUUAUCAAGAGACUCGGCAGUGUUCAAACUGAUAAUACUGACAGACCAAUCCAUGAUGUGAGGAUACUGAGGACUACAGUCAAAGAUUGAUGUUCUGCGACUUCAAAGCAAUUGUUACAAGAAGGUGUUGUGUGUUGUCAAUUGACAUCACAGCCAAGACACAUGCUACCUUCGGCUUUUGAUACUGCUUUCUAAGUGACAAACUGAUCUAGUCCUGUAUGUGGGAUUGUGCAUUUUAAUUUUCUGCAACUAAACCAAAUGAUACUUGAGAAUCAAAAUUGCUUGAGUAGCCAAAUCAAACAGUAGUGUUUCAUGGUUUGUUGUAACCCUAAUCUAAUGAAAAGGAAAAAGCCCGUAGGUUCCUCCUGGGACCCUUUUUAACUGCCAUUUUGAUAUCAAGAAGACGCUUCCGUUAACCUCCA
Nicotiana tabacum (common tobacco) is the source of this 463-nucleotide messenger RNA. NCBI's taxonomy places the organism in Eukaryota, Viridiplantae, Streptophyta, Magnoliopsida, Solanales, Solanaceae. The record is from RefSeq and is a predicted model, not a curated record.